Messenger RNA from Megalops cyprinoides (Indo-Pacific tarpon), 4238 nucleotides. It is a transcript of the gene pds5b, whose product is annotated as PDS5 cohesin associated factor B. Gene Ontology annotation, molecular function: DNA binding. NCBI's taxonomy places the organism in Eukaryota, Metazoa, Chordata, Actinopteri, Elopiformes, Megalopidae. Gene Ontology annotation, cellular component: chromatin; nucleus. The transcript is spliced from 33 exons. The record is from RefSeq and is a predicted model, not a curated record. Gene Ontology annotation, biological process: DNA repair; mitotic sister chromatid cohesion. Bases 90 to 4238 code for a protein of 1382 amino acids.
CAUUUUGAAGCCGGGAGGAGGACCAGAUCUGCAGAAGGGGAGAACGAUUGGCCGCUAUUCGUCAAACUAGGGAGCGCUGAGCUGAGAGCAUGGCUCACUCUAAGUCCCGAGCCACCGAUGGCAAGAUCACGUACCCCCCGGGGGUCAAGGAGAUCUCCGACAAAAUCUCCAAGGAGGAGAUGGUGCGCAGGCUCAAGAUGGUGGUGAAGACCUUCAUGGACAUGGACCAGGACUCGGAGGAGGAGAAGGAGCUGUACCUCAACCUGGCGCUGCACCUGGCCUCCGACUUCUUCCUCAAGCACCCGGACAAGGACGUGAGGCUGCUGGUGGCCUGCUGCCUGGCCGACAUCUUCCGAAUCUACGCCCCCGAGGCGCCCUACACCUCGCCCGACAAGCUCAAGGAUAUAUUUAUGUUCAUUACUCGGCAGCUAAAAGGACUGGAGGACACAAAAAGUGCCCAGUUCAACAGAUACUUUUACUUACUUGAGAACAUAGCCUGGGUGAAGUCCUACAACAUCUGCUUCGAGCUGGAGGACAGCAAUGAGAUCUUCACUCAGCUGUACAGAACGCUUUUCCAAGUGAUCAACAACGGUCACAACCAGAAGGUGCACAUGCACAUGGUGGACCUGAUGAGCUCCAUUAUCUGUGAGGGGGACACUGUGUCACAGGAGCUGCUGGACACUGUCCUGGUCAACCUGGUCCCAGCGCACAAGAACUUGAACAAGCAGGCUUACGACCUGGCCAAGGCCCUGCUGAAGAGGACAGCCCAGGCUAUCGAGCCAUACAUUACCAACUUCUUUAACCAGGUGCUGAUGCUGGGGAAGACGUCGGUGAGCGACCUGUCGGAGCACGUCUUCGACCUCAUCCUGGAGCUCUACAACAUCGACAGCCACCUGCUGCUGUCCGUGCUCCCCCAGCUGGAGUUCAAGCUCAAGAGUAACGACAACGACGAGCGCCUGCAGGUCGUCAAGCUUCUUGCGAAAAUGUUCGGGGCGAAGGAUUCAGAGCUGGCAGCGCAGAACAAACCGCUCUGGCAGUGUUAUCUGGGAAGGUUCAAUGACAUCCAUGUUCCCAUCCGAUUGGAGUGUGUGAAAUUUGCCAGCCACUGCCUCAUGAACCACCCUGACUUGGCCAAAGACCUCACAGAGUACCUGAAAGUGAGGUCGCAUGACCCAGAGGAGGCCAUCCGGCACGACGUGAUCGUGUCCAUUGUGACGGCCGCUAAGAAGGACCUGUCCCUCGUCAACGAUCAACUGCUGAACUUCGUCAGGGAGAGGACGUUAGACAAGAGGUGGAGGGUUCGUAAGGAGGCGAUGAUGGGCCUGGCCCAGAUCUACAAGAAGUACUCGCUGCAGGGGGAGGCUGGGAAAGAGGCCACCAAGCAGAUCUCCUGGAUCAAAGACAAACUGCUCCACAUCUACUACCAGAACAGCAUAGAUGACAGGUUGCUUGUCGAGCGGAUCUUUGCUCAGUACAUGGUUCCCCACAACCUGGAAACUGCUGAAAGGAUGAAGUGUCUGUAUUACCUGUAUGCAACGUUAGACCUUAACGCUGUGAAAGCUCUGAAUGAAAUGUGGAAGUGUCAGAACAUGCUGCGGCACCAUGUGAAGGACCUGCUGGACCUGGUCAAACAGCCCAAAUCGGAGGCCUGCAGCAAGGCGGUGUUUUCCAAGGUCAUGGUGAUCACAAGAAACCUGCCGGAUCCCGGCAAGGCCCAGGACUUUGUGAAGAAGCUGGCCCAGGUCCUAGAGGAGGACGAGAAAAUCCGAAAACAGCUGGAGACCCUGGUCAGCCCGGCCUGUUCCUGCAAGCAGGCGGAGGGCUGCGUGAGAGAGAUCACGAAAAAACUGGGAAGUCCCAAACAGCCCAGUAACCCGUUCCUGGAGAUGGUGAAGUUCCUGCUGGAGAGGAUCGCCCCCGUGCACAUCGACACAGAGUCCAUCAGUGCCCUCAUCAAGCAGGUGAACAAGUCCAUAGACGGCACAGCAGACGAUGAGGAUGAAGGCGUUCCUACUGAGCAGGCCAUUCGAGCUGGCCUCGAGCUGCUGAAGGUCCUGUCCUUCACCCACCCGGUGUCGUUCCACUCGGCCGAGACCUUCGAGUCCCUGCUGGGCUGCCUGAAGAUGGACGACGAGAAGGUGGCCGAGGCGGCGCUCCAGAUCUUCAAAAACACCGGCAGCAAGAUGGAGGAGAGCUUCCCGCACAUCAAAUCGGUCCUGCUGCCGGUACUGCAGCACAAGGCAAAGAAGGGCCCACCUCGCCAGGCAAAGUAUGCAAUCCACUGUAUCCACGCCAUGUUCUCCAACCGAGACACACAGUUUGCACAGAUAUUCGAGCCCCUUCAUAAAAGCUUGGACCCGGCCAACCCAGACCAGCUGAUCACGCCGCUCACCACCCUGGGCCACCUGGCCAUGCUGGCGCCGGAGCAGUUUGCAGCCCCUCUCAAGUCCUUAGUGGCCAAUUUCAUCGUCAAGGACCUGCUCAUGAACGACCGGCUUCCUGGUAAGAAGACAACCAAGCUGUGGGUCCCAGAUGAUGAGGUGUCUCCGGAAACUCUGGCGAAGAUCCAGGGCAUCAAGCUGAUGGUGAGGUGGCUGCUGGGGGUGAAGAACAACCUGAGCAAGUCGGGAAACUCCACCCUGCGGAUGCUGACGGCCAUCCUGAACAGUGAUGGCGAUCUGACGGAGCAGGGCAAGAUUGGGAAGCCGGAAAUGUCACGACUGCGGCUGGCUGCGGGGUGUGCCGUGCUGAGACUGGCCCAGGAACCCUGCUACCACGAGAUCAUCACCCUGGAACAGUACCAGCUCUGUGCCCUGGUCAUUAAUGACGAGUGCUACCAGGUGCGGCAGGCCUUUGCUCAGAAGCUGCACAAAGGCCUGUGCCGGCUGCGGCUGCCGCUGGAGUACCUGGCCAUCUUCGCCCUGUGCGCCAAAGACCCCAUGAAGGAGCGCCGCGCGCACGCCCGCCAGUGCCUGGUCAAGAAUAUCAACAUCCGCAGGGAGUACCUGAAGCAGCACGCGUCCGUCAGCGACAAGCUGCUCUCCCUCCUACCGGAAUACGUGGUGCCGUACACGAUCCACCUGCUCGUCCACGACCCCGAUUACGUCAAGGUGCAGGACAUCGAGCAGCUGAAGGACAUCAAAGAGUCUUUGUGGUUUGUUUUAGAAAUCCUGAUGGCAAAAAAUGAGAACAACAGCCAUGCCUUCAUUAGGAAAAUGGUGGAGAACAUAAAACAGACUAAGGACGGCCAGGCGCCCAACGACCCCAAGAUAAACGAGAAACUGUACACAGUAUGCGAUGUAGCCAUGAACAUCAUCAUUUCCAAGAGUACCACCUACAGCCUGGAGUCCCCCAAAGACCCCGUCCUGCCCGCCCGCUACUUCACUCAGCCUGACAAGAAUUUCAGCAAUACGAAAAAUUAUCUCCCUCCAGAAAUGAAAUCCUUUUUCACUCCAGGAAAGCCCAAAGCUGCCAAUGUCCUGGGGGCGGUGAACAAGCCCCUCUCCACAGCAGGGAAGCAGCUCCAGACCAAGUCAUCCCGCAUGGAGACCAUCAGCAACGCCAGCAGCAACUCCAACCCCAGCUCCCCCGGCCGCAGCAAAGGAAGGAUGGACAGCACGGAGAUAGAUCACAGUGAGAACGAGGCCAUCACCAUCAUGAAGAGCUCUCCCAUGCCAGGGAAGAAGAACGACAAGAGGGACGACUCUGACGUGCUGAGGGACGGCGAUAAGCCGAGAGGGCGGAAACGGGGCGCGGCAUCCAGUCAGGACGAGGACUCCGGCCAGGACCCCAAGCCCAAACGCGGCCGCAAGAAGGCAGCCAACACCAGCGCCGGCGACGGCGAGGACCAGUGGGCCGAGGAGACGCGCAUCGACGACAUCUCCAUGGAGACGGAGGACGAGCAGAACAGCCCGCCCAAAAAGGGCCGCAGGGGCCGCCCGCCCAAGACGGCCACGCCCAAGGAGGAAACGCCCGGCAAGGGGAGGAGGGGCCGAAAGAAGGCGGUCCCGCCCCCUGAAGAGGAGGCGAACGAAGAGGAGGAGGAGGAAGACCGCGACAGCGAGAACAUGGAGGUGAAACCCAAAGGGGGGAGGCAGGCCAAGACCCCCAGGAGGUCACAACAGUCCUCCAGGGUAGAAACCACAGAGACUGCAGAUGAAUCAGUUGAAUCAACUCCCCAGAAAAGAAGAGGGAGGCCACCCAAAGCAGCUCAGCAGCCAGCCAAGAAAAAUGUGUAA